Populus nigra (black poplar) is the source of this 1420-nucleotide messenger RNA. RefSeq names its product probable xyloglucan galactosyltransferase GT19. The record is from RefSeq and is a predicted model, not a curated record. Gene Ontology annotation, molecular function: glycosyltransferase activity. The transcript has 2 exons. The coding region runs from base 1 to 1245 and encodes 414 amino acids. NCBI's taxonomy places the organism in Eukaryota, Viridiplantae, Streptophyta, Magnoliopsida, Malpighiales, Salicaceae.
AUGUCAUUUUACCAAAAAAAAUUCAAUCUUGAUCUCCUUACAAACUGUUCUGAAUACCCACUUUUUGAUAACUUCUGUCCUUACCUAGCAAACCAUGGUUUAGGCCCCAAAACACACAAUAAGUCUCAAUCUUGGUACCGUUCAAACCCAUUAUUGUUGGAACUUAUCUUCCAUCGUAGAAUGCUUGAAUACCCAUGUUUAACUUCAGAUCCCAAUCAAGCCAAUGCCAUUUACUUACCUUACUAUGCAGCAAUUGAUUCUUUGAGGUAUCUAUAUGGUCCGGGUGUUAAUAACAGCAUGGAGCAUGGGCUUGAAUUGUAUGAUUAUUUGCAAGACAAUGAAGGUUGGAUAUGGUCAAGGAAUCAUGGGGCUGAUCAUUUCUUGGUCAUGUCAAGGCCUGCUUUGGAUUUCUCUCAAUCUGUAGAUGUUAAUCCUCCUAUUUGGGGUACUUCGUUUCUUGAAUUGCCAGAGUUUUAUAAUCUCACUGUUUUGAUUGUUGAAGGAAGGGCCUGGCCUUGGCAAGAACAGGCCGUGCCCUAUUUGACGUCGUUUCAUCCCCCAAAUUUAGGAUUACUUGAGUCUUGGAUUAAACGUGUCAAGGCUUCAAAGAGGACCACUCUGUUGCUGUUUGCAGGUGGGGGUGGUGUUGGUUCCUCACCGAAUAUCAGGAGGAGUAUCAGGAAUGAAUGUGAAAACAGUAGCUUAAGUGAUAGCAGCGACGUUUAUGUUAAUAAUGGUGGAGGGCACGAUUACUCCAAGAUGAGGAAAGUUUGUGAUAUAGUGGAUUGCUCUAAUGGGGUAUGUGAGCAUGACCCAAUAAGGUAUAUGAGGCCAAUGUUACGAGCAACAUUUUGUUUGCAGCCUCCAGGGUAUACACCAACUAGGAGGUCAACUUUUGAUGGGAUUAUUGCAGGGUGUAUACCAGUUUUCUUUGAAGAACUAUCCGCAAAGUCACAAUAUGGAUGGCAUUUGCCAGAGGAGAUGUAUAGAGAUUUUGCUGUUUUUAUGCCAAAGGAGGAUAUUGUGUUUAAAGGGUUGAGGAUUUUGGAUGUGUUGAUGGGGAUACCAAGAGAUGAAGUCCGGAGGAUGAGGGAGAGAGUUAUAGAAUUGAUACCACGAGUUGUGUACAGGAAGCAUGGGAGUUCAUUGGAUUUAAGAGCUAGAAAGGAUGCAUUUGACAUAGCUGUUGAAGGUGCUUUGCAGAGGAUCCAUUCUAGGCUAAAAGAAAGGGACUUCGAUCAAUGACCAGAAUUCUGUUAUUUGGCUGUUGUAAUUAUUAUAUCUACUUAUUUUUGUUUUUUUCUUCUUCUAACCACCGUUAUUGCAUAGGUGGAGAGAAAAUUAGAUUAGUUUGUAUUUGUAACAUUUGUAAAGCUACUCAAUUUUGAGGGAAAUCUAUUUUACUUUUUUUUAUUCUUCA